CAGCUUUGGCGCGAGAAAAACUCGGCCAGGCAGGAGCGCAAGUCUUCUUUCAAGACCCUUUCGCAAAUCCCCGUUAAGACUGUAUACACUCCCGAAAACCUGGAAACAACCGACUACCUUGAAGACGUCGGACUGCCUGGGGAGUUUCCCUACCUAAGGGGUGUCCACGCCGGGGGCUACCGGGACCGCCUGUGGACCAUGCGGAUGUUUGCCGGUUUCGGCUUACCCCAGGAAACCAACCAGCGGUUCAGGUUUUUACUGGACAACGGCCAAACCGGCCUCAGCGUGGCCUUCGAUAUGCCCACCCUUUACGGCUAUGACACCGACGACCCCAGGGCCGCCGGCGAAUUCGGCAAAUGCGGGGUGGCCGUUUCUUCCCUGGCUGAUAUGGAAGCCCUGUUCGACGGAAUACCGCUGGGUCAGGUAACCACCUCAAUGACUAUAAACAGCCCCGCGGCCAUAAUUUGGGCCAUGUACAUAGCGGUGGCUGAAAAACAGGGAGUACCCCUGGAACAGAUCGGCGGGACUCUGCAGAACGACAUUCUGAAGGAGUACCUGGCCCAGAACGAGUACAUUUUCCCGCCUGAACCGUCCCUGCGCCUUGUGGUGGAUACCGUGGAAUUCGCCACCCGGUACAUGCCUCGCUGGAAUCCUAUCAGCAUCAGCGGCUACCAUAUCAGGGAGGCAGGGUCCAAUGCGGUGCAGGAAUUAGCUUUCACCCUCGCAGACGGUUUUGAAUACGUUCGUCGUUGCGUGGACCGCGGCAUAGCUGUUGAUGACUUCGCUCCCCGGUUAAGUUUCUUCUUUAACGCUCACAACGAUUUCUUCGAGGAAGUGGCCAAGUACCGGGCGGCUCGCAGGAUUUGGGCCCGAGAAAUGCGCGAUACCUUUGGCGCUCAGAAUCCCCGUUCUUGCUGGCUGCGGUUCCACGCCCAGACCUCGGGCGCUUCUCUAACUGCUCAGCAGCCCGAGAACAACGUGGUGCGGGUUGGGCUCCAGGCCCUGGCAGCAGUGAUGGGUGGCUGUCAGUCCUUGCAUACCAACGGAAAAGACGAAGCUUGGGCCCUGCCGUCCGAGCAGGCCGCCCUCCAAGCGCUGCGCACUCAGCAGAUAAUAGCCUACGAAACGGGCGUUACCGACACGGUUGACCCCCUGGGCGGGAGCUAUUAUCUGGAGUCGCUGACCAACGAAGUAGAGCAGGGCGCCUAUAAUUACUUCCGUAGAAUUGAAGACGUUGGCGGUGUGGUUCCAGCCCUGGAGUCCGGCUUCUUCCAAAGGGAAAUUGCCGACGCCGCCUACAUUUACCAGCGGGAGGAAGACCGGAAAGAGCGCAUUACUGUGGGUGUUAACGACUUUAUCACCGACGAAGAAAUGUCUAUCCCCCUGCUGAGGGUAGACCGGGAAGGAGAGUCCCGUCAGAUCGAAAACCUCAAUAAUGUCAGACGCACCCGGGACAACCGGGAAGUUGCCAGAAGACUAAAGGAAUUGGAGGCGGCUGCCAGAGGCGAGGAAAAUCUUAUGCCGCCACUGCUGGACGCGGUCAAGGCCUAUGCGACCCUCGGGGAAAUGAUGGGUGUAUUCAGGGAAGUCUUUGGAGAAUACCAGCCAGGAUGGGGUUUCUAG
Geodia barretti is the source of this 1623-nucleotide messenger RNA. The record is from the annotation of a GenBank genome assembly. Lineage: Eukaryota; Metazoa; Porifera; Demospongiae; Tetractinellida; Geodiidae.